Messenger RNA from Rattus rattus (black rat), 1356 nucleotides. RefSeq names its product solute carrier family 25 member 24 (gene Slc25a24). The coding region runs from base 157 to 1341 and encodes 394 amino acids. Gene Ontology annotation, molecular function: ATP transmembrane transporter activity; calcium ion binding. Gene Ontology annotation, biological process: transmembrane transport. Gene Ontology annotation, cellular component: mitochondrial inner membrane. The transcript is spliced from 8 exons. The record is from RefSeq and is a predicted model, not a curated record. NCBI's taxonomy places the organism in Eukaryota, Metazoa, Chordata, Mammalia, Rodentia, Muridae.
GCUGGGCGGCCACACCCUGUGCCGAGCUCGGUUCCUGUGAGCCUGAAGCCUCGCCCCGCGAAGACGCUCCAGACGCUCGGAGGCCACCGCCUCACUCCACCAGGCCUCAGCACUCGGAUCCUGCCCCGCCAGCUCGCCGUGACUUCCCCCCCGACCAUGCUGCGCUGGCUGCGGGCCUUCGUGCUGCCCACCGCCGUCUGCCAGGACGCGGAGCCGCCCACGCGCUACGAGACGCUCUUCCGGGCGCUGGACCGCAAUGGGGACGGCGUGGUGGAUAUCGGAGAGCUGCAGCAGGGGCUGCAGAGCCUGGGCAUCCCGCUGGGCCAGGCCGCCGAGGAGAAAAUUUUCACCACUGGCGAUGUCAACAAAGAUGGGAAACUGGAUUUUGAAGAAUUUAUGAAAUACCUGAAAGACCAUGAGAAGAAAAUGAAAUUAGCAUUUAAAAGUCUGGACAAGAAUAAUGAUGGGAAAAUCGAGCCUUCUGAAAUCGUCCAGUCUCUCCAGAUGCUGGGCUUAAAUAUUUCUGAAAAGCAAGCAGAGCUGAUUCUUCAAAGCAUCGACUCUGACGGGACCAUGACCGUGGACUGGAAUGAGUGGAGAGAUUACUUUUUGUUUAACCCUGUGACGGACAUUGAGGAAAUUAUCCGUUUCUGGAAACACUCUACUGGAAUUGACAUAGGCGACAGUUUAACUAUUCCGGAUGAAUUCACAGAAGAUGAGAAAAAAUCAGGACAGUGGUGGAGGCAGCUCCUGGCAGGAGGCGUGGCUGGUGCCGUCUCCAGGACAAGCACCGCUCCUUUGGAUCGCCUCAAGGUCAUGAUGCAGGUUCACGGUUCCAAAUCAAUGAACAUAUUUGGAGGCUUUCGGCUGAUGGUAAAGGAAGGAGGAAUCCGUUCUCUUUGGAGAGGAAAUGGCAUCAAUGUCAUUAAAAUAGCUCCAGAGACGGCCGUUAAGUUCUGGGCGUAUGAACAGUAUAAGAAACUGCUUACCGAGGAAGGACAAAAAUUAGGGACCUUUGAGAGGUUCAUCUCUGGUUCCAUGGCUGGAGCAACUGCACAGACCUUUAUUUAUCCCAUGGAGGUUUUGAAAACCCGGCUAGCUGUAGCCAAAACUGGACAAUACUCUGGAAUAUACGGUUGUGCCAAGAAGAUUUUGAAACAUGAAGGCUUUGGAGCCUUUUACAAAGGCUAUGUUCCCAAUUUACUAGGUAUCAUUCCUUACGCAGGCAUUGAUCUCGCCGUGUACGAGGUGAGUGAGGGGACAGCCACGCUUCUGUGUGAGGGGUGGGUGGAUGGCUGGUUGUCAUGGAAUCUGACUUCCUGUCAAUGCUGGGAGAGUUGAGGAAAUGGUUGGGGA